UGGAUCUUGUGGUACUGAAUCUGUUCUUUCCAUAGGUGGCCCUGGUGGAAGCCUAAUGUACUCCGGAGGAUUAGAGGACGUACCAGGCUGAACAUUACUUGGAGAUGCAGGUGGAUAUGAAGGUGGAUAUGAAGGUUUAGGUUGAUGUGGAUAUAGAUGUUGAGGUUGUUGUUGAGGUGGAUAUGGAUGUUGAGGUUGUUUUUGAGGUGGAUAUGGAUGUUGAGGUUGUUGUUGAGGUGGAUAUGGAUGUUGAGGUUGUUUUUGAGGUGGAUAUGGAUGUUGAGGUUGUUUUUGAGGUGGAUAUGGAUGUUGAGGUUGUUUUUGAGGUGGAUAUGGAUGUUGAGGUUGUUGUUGAGGUGAAUAUGGAUGUUGAGGUUGUUUUUGAGGUGAAUAUGGAUGUUGAGGUUGUUUUUGAGGUGGAUAUGGAUGUUGAGGUUGUUGUUGAGGUGGAUAUGGAUGUUGAGGUUGUUGUUGAGGUGGAUAUGGAUGUUGAGAUUGUUGUUGAGGUGAAUAUGGAUGUUGAGGUUGUUGUUGAGGUGGAUAUGGAUGUUGAGGUUGUUUUUGAGGUGGAUAUGGAUGUUGAGGUUGAUAUGGAGAUGGAUAUUGAGAUAGAUAUUGAGGUGGAUAUGGAUGUUGAGGUUGAUGUUGAGAUUGAGGUUGAGAUUCAGGUCCUGGCUCAGUGGAUUUCAUAGACUCAUCCCUAUCAGGAGAUCCAUGUCGUAACUCAAAUUCAUAUUCAGAUUCAGGUCGAGAACUACAUGGAGGUCUAUAGUUGGGAUCUUCAUCAAAGUACAUUUUCAGAGGAGAUAGAGUUCGAAUAUCAACA
Molecule: messenger RNA, 826 nt
Organism: Bombus huntii
Lineage: Eukaryota; Metazoa; Arthropoda; Insecta; Hymenoptera; Apidae
Exons: 4
Coding region: 183-692 (169 amino acids)
Source: RefSeq, a predicted model, not a curated record